Messenger RNA from Tribolium castaneum (red flour beetle), 3732 nucleotides. It is a transcript of the gene Sec24CD, whose product is annotated as Secretory 24CD. Gene Ontology annotation, biological process: endoplasmic reticulum to Golgi vesicle-mediated transport; intracellular protein transport; COPII-coated vesicle cargo loading. The record is from RefSeq and is a predicted model, not a curated record. The transcript has 11 exons. Gene Ontology annotation, molecular function: zinc ion binding; SNARE binding. Gene Ontology annotation, cellular component: COPII vesicle coat; endoplasmic reticulum exit site. Bases 167 to 3433 code for a protein of 1088 amino acids. Lineage: Eukaryota; Metazoa; Arthropoda; Insecta; Coleoptera; Tenebrionidae.
UGAGUUGACGUGGAAGUGACUUGCGCAUGCGCUGUUUAACCUUACGUGGCAAAGUGCAAGUGAGGGUUAGAGAAAUGUCGUUUAUUUAUUAAUUUUUUCAAGUGUUUUGUUGGACGAUUUAGUGUACGUGUUAAUUUUUUACGUCCUGGAUUACAAAGUAUAAAAAAUGAAUCGUCAAUACCCUCCACAUCAGCAACAGUUCGGGUUGCCUCCUCAAGAGAUGUUAGGGGGGCACACUUCUCCUUUACCCCCAGGCCCUCCACCACCACAAGGUUUUCAGAAUGUUAAUUUAGGGCCCCAAAAACCACCACAACCUUACAUGUACCCUCCUGGACAAAUGCCCACAAACCCUAGGCCUGUGCCCCCAAGCCAAUUACCACCAGAACAGGAGCAGAAGCCUGAGCAGUUUGUGCCCCCAAUGCCUAAACCUGGAGGUGGUGUUCAAAAUGGGCCUCAAUUCCAAAAUGGACCUCCAAACUCAAUAAAUAAACAACUCCCUCCACAACAAAUGCCCAGACCUGGACCCCCUCCUCAACCUUACACUCAACCUCCUCCACCCUCCAACGACCAUCAAGGUCCUCCAGCACCUAGACAAUACCCAACACUCCCUGGACAACCUCCUUCAGUACCCAUUCAACCAAACCCAAUGUUAGCUCAACCUCCACCACCUAAUCACUUUAACCAACCGCCACCCAACCGUCAAUUUAAUCAACCUCCCAUGUCUAAUUUAAAUCAACCUCCAAUGCCUAAUUUAAAUCAUCCUCCAAUGUCUAAUUUAAAUCAACCUCCAAUGCCUAAUUUAAAUCAACCUCCAAUGCCCAAUCUAAAUCAACCCCCUCCAAUGCCUGGACCCAACCAAUUAGCCAAUCAAAUGCAAGGCAUGAAUUUGAGUGGACCUGCUCCUGGGGCAUAUCCUCCAGGUCCUUCAAUGAAAAGGGCAACGAAUGGAGAUGGGGGCCCCCAUAUGCCACCCCCUUUAACUCAACAACAAUACAUGAAUGGACAACAAAUGAGGGGUCAACAAGGGUUCGGACAGCCCCCUGUUGGAGGAGCUAUGGGGGCUUAUCCACAGCCUGCUUAUCAACAGCCACAACAAGCGAAACGACUUGAUCCAGAUCAAAUGCCGAGUCCUAUUCAAGUGACCCAAGACGAUCAGCAAAACCGCUCCGGUAUUUUUUGCACCAAUCAAAAAGGUUUGGUGCCUCCUUUAGUAACAACCAACUUUAUUGUUCAAGAUCAAGGCAAUUCCAGUCCACGAUUUAUACGUUCUAGCAUGUACAACGUGCCAAUAUCACAGGACAUAAUGAAGCAAACUGCAGUUCCCUUCAGUUUGGUCAUUAGUCCAAUGGCUCGAACAGUCGAUCAAGAAUACCCUCCACCUAUUGUCAAUUUUGGGGAACUAGGACCAGUUCGUUGUAUCAGAUGCAAGGCCUACAUGUGCCCUUUUAUGCAAUUUAUUGAUUCGGGAAGGCGUUUCCAGUGCCUUUUUUGUAAAGCAACAACUGAUGUACCCCAAGAAUAUUUCCAACAUUUGGAUCACACUGGUCAAAGAUUGGACCGUUUUGAACGUCCAGAACUUGUUUUGGGCACUUAUGAGUUCGUUGCAACUCCUGAAUAUUGUCGGAAUAAUACUUUACCUAAACCACCAGCUAUCAUUUUCGUUAUUGAUGUUUCUUACAAUAACAUUAAAUCAGGUUUAGUACAUUUAUUAUGUGCACAAAUUAAGGAGAUUAUCCAGCAUUUACCGGUGGAUCAAGGACAGGAAAAAAGCAAUAUGCGAGUUGGGUUUAUUACAUACAACAGCUCAGUGCAUUUUUACAACAUUAAGGGGAACUUGGCUGCUCCUCAAAUGCUAAUUGUUGGUGACAUCCAAGAAAUGUUUAUGCCCCUUUUGGACGGAUUUUUAUGCACACCGGAAGAAUCCGGUCCUGUUAUCGACGCAUUGAUGCAACAAAUUCCAGCAAUGUUUGGUGACACAAGAGAAACAGAAACCAUACUUUUACCGGCGAUUUUAGCAGGACUAGAGGCUUUAAAAGCGUCCGAAUGUGCGGGAAAAUUAUGCGUUUUCCAUUCGAGUUUGCCAACAGCUGAAGGACCUGGAAAAUUGAAAAAUCGUGACGAUCGUAAAUUACUAGGAACUGAUAAAGAACGAACUGUUUUAACACCACAAACACAAGCCUAUAAUCAGUUAGGUCAGGAUUGUGUAGCUGCCGGUUGUUCAGUUGAUCUUUUUAUUUUUAAUAACGCAUACAUUGAUAUUGCAACAAUCAGUCAAGUGUCGAGGUUGACAGGGGGCGAAGUUCACAAAUAUACAUAUUUCCAGGCCGAUAUUGAUGGUGAGAGAUUAAUAAAAGAUAUUAUAACGAAUAUCAGCAGACCUAUCGCAUUUGAUGCUAUUAUGAGAGUACGGACGUCAACUGGUGUCAGACCCACUGAUUUUUAUGGGCAUUUUUACAUGUCAAAUACCACAGAUAUGGAACUAGCAGCCAUUGAUUGUGAUAAAGCAGUGGCUGUUGAAAUAAAACACGACGACAAACUAUCUGAAGAAGAAGGUGUUUACAUCCAGGCGGCUUUAUUGUAUACGUCAUGUUCGGGUCAACGCCGCCUGCGCGUAAUGAAUCUUUCACUGAAAACUUGCUCACAAAUGUCCGACCUUUACCGAAACUGUGAUUGUGAUACGAUAAUCAAUUACGUUUCGAAACAGGCAACUUAUAAAUUAUACGAACAUAAUCCGAAAGCUGUAAAAGACAGUAUAGUGACACGAGCUGCGCAAAUUUUAGCAAGCUAUCGCAAAAACUGUGCUAGUCCAAGUAGCGCAGGUCAGUUGAUUUUGCCCGAAUGUAUGAAAUUAUUGCCUUUGUAUGUGAAUUGUCUAUUGAAGAGCGAUGCUCUGUCUGGAGGCUCUGAUAUGACAAUAGACGAUCGGUCGUAUGUUAUGCAGGAGGUCAUGAUUAUGGAUAUACCCACGAGUGUGAAUUAUUUCUAUCCAAGGUUGAUUCCUUUGAUUGAUUUGGAUGUGAGUCAAGAUCCUGUUCAGAUUCCUUCGCCUAUUAGGUGUACGAUAGAUAAAAUGAGUGAGCAAGGUGUUUAUAUCUUGGAAAAUGGGAUACACAUGUUUUUGUGGAUUGGACUUGAAGCCAAUCCUGAUUUCAUCCAGAAAGUUUUUGGAGUCCCGUCUGCCAUUCAAGUGGAUGUGGAAAAAGUUGCAUUGCCUGAAUUGGAUAAUUCGUUGUCGGUUGCUGUAAGAAAUAUUAUUGAAGAAAUCAGGAUACAGAGACAUAAAUGCAUGAGGUUAACUAUUGUUCGUCAGAGAGAGAAGUUGGAGCCCGUUUUUAAACAUUUCCUAGCUGAAGAUCGUGGAACGGAUGGAUCUCCGAGUUAUGUCGACUUUUUAAUACAUAUGCACAAAGAAAUUCGUUCGUUGUUAAGCUAGCAAUUGAGAAGAAAAUGAAUUUAUUUUCAUCAUUUAUUUUACUUGAAAUAUACUAUUUUUAUUAUUUUUUAAGGAGAAGGAAAUGUGCGGAUUCUUGUACUGGAAAAUAAAUAAAAAUACAGUUUCCACUUGAAUUAUUAUGUUACAAUGUUACUGUAGAUUGUUAUUUUACUUAAACUUGAAUGUAAAUGUUUAAUACAACAUAAGCUAAAGUAUGGAAUUAUUUUGUAUUUAUAUUUAUUGGUGCCCAUUUGAGAUCAUGUAUCAUACUAAUACCUAAUAAAAUAGCUGUAAGAAAA